Messenger RNA from Osmerus eperlanus (European smelt), 2795 nucleotides. Its product is annotated as SPRY domain-containing SOCS box protein 4-like. Gene Ontology annotation, molecular function: protein binding. The transcript has 4 exons. The record is from RefSeq and is a predicted model, not a curated record. The coding region runs from base 710 to 1546 and encodes 278 amino acids. NCBI's taxonomy places the organism in Eukaryota, Metazoa, Chordata, Actinopteri, Osmeriformes, Osmeridae. Gene Ontology annotation, biological process: intracellular signal transduction; proteasome-mediated ubiquitin-dependent protein catabolic process. Gene Ontology annotation, cellular component: SCF ubiquitin ligase complex.
UUUUUAUGCGAUCGCGUCGCUCAGGGAAAGAGACAGACUUUAGGACGGCAGAAGGGGGUAGCGGUGGAAGUGCCCUGCCAUCACCUAUUCCUGAUCCUAUCCUCCAGCUACGUGGCCAAUCAGCGUGUGUCAGGGACACAUGAACGGUGAUUUUCACGGAAUGCCUCGCGGAACAAAGAAGCCGCCCGUCGCGAAUUCUCGCCUUCGUCUUUAGAUUGAGUUUGGCACAGUUUGCGUGUGAUUUUCGUUGCGUAGGUUUGCAGUUAGAUAGUGAAACCAAAAGAGAAGAUUAGACGAAAUUAAAAGUACAGCGGUUUUGUUUUGCUCAAGACCCCGGGAGGAAAGUUGGCGUCGUGAGAGCUUUGUCGUUCGCUCAUCUCGAGUCGAGGCGAGGCUUUCUCUGCUACAUUGUUACGUUGGAACGAGGUGGGCAGAGCGUGUGACCCUUUGGCUGUGCCGACAUGAGGUUCUCCCCAGACCUGUAGGCCCCGCAUGGAGUAACAGGACCAGGUCCCCAGUGUGAGGCGCCUGUGUGUGCGUGAGAGAGGCCACUCCCCCCCCCCCGCCCCCCUCGCCCCGCCCGUCUGGCCUCGGAGCCCAUGAGGUAACGUCGGGGAAGCCCCGCCCCCAUCGCCACCCUCGUUCCACCCUCCUCCAUCCCCCCCCCCCCACCCACACCCCUCCUCCCUCCCACCCCCCGGCCCCAGCGAUGGGUCAGAAGAUCUCCGGCAGCAUCAAAUCGGUGGACGCGCGCGGCGAGCCGUCCUACCGGCCGGUGCGGCGCGAGCUGCGCGGGCCCGACUUCUGCCGGCCCCCCCGCCUGGACCUGCUGCUGGACAUGCCCCAGGCCAGCGGCGAGGCGCAGCAGCGGCACGCCUGGAACCCAGACGACCGCUCGCUCAACGUGUUCGUCAAGGAGGACGACAAGCUCACCUUCCACCGCCACCCGGUGGCCCAGAGCACGGACUGCAUCCGCGGCCGCGUGGGCUACACCCGCGGCCUCCACGUGUGGCGCGUGCACUGGCCGGCGCGGCAGCGCGGCACGCACGCCGUGGUGGGCGUGGCCACGGCGGAGGCGCCGCUGCACUCGGUGGGCUACACGGCGCUGGUGGGCUCCGACGCCGAGUCGUGGGGCUGGGACCUCGGGCGCAACCGCCUCUACCACGACUGCAAGAACCGGCCGGCGUCCGCCUCGGCGCCCACCUACCCGGGCUUCCUGGAGGCGGACGAGUCGUUCGUGCUGCCCGACGCCCUGCUGGUGGUGCUGGACAUGGACGACGGGACGCUCAGCUUCAUGGUGGACGGACAGUACCUGGGCGUGGCCUUCAGGGGCCUGAAGGGCAGGAAGCUGUACCCCAUCGUCAGCGCCGUGUGGGGCCACUGUGAGGUGUCUCUGCGCUACAUCAACGGACUGGAUCCUGAGCCCCUCCCCCUGAUGGACCUGUGCAGGCGAGUGGCCAGGCUAGCCCUGGGGCGGGACCGCAUCCAGCACAUCGACUCCCUCCCGCUGCCCCAGACCCUGAAGAACUACCUCCAGUACCAGUGACCCCCUCCCCCCUCUCCUCCUCCCCCCACACACACACACACACACAACCCACCCACGCUUUACACACACCCGGGAAACCGUGACGAGUCCCCUCUACGUUGGAGCAUGGAUAGAACUGCCUCCGAGCAGACAGCUCCCCAACGACAGGACUUCUGCUGGUGAUCAUGAGGAUGACGAGGAAGAGAGCGCUGAGCGAGCCCACUCCCAAGGGCUCGCUUCACCCAGUGCCGGCUUGAGACGUUCUGAUUUUAGCUUUGCUUUUUUUUUUUACCCCCCGCUCACUGCUGCCCAGGUGCUCAGACCUACGGACUAUCUGAUGGAUGGACGGACGAGAAGAUGGAGAGAGAGGGGGAGGGGGGGGGGGGGUCGGACUAAAGCAGAGGCAAGAUGAUGUGGUUGCGUUGGCAGUGUGGAAGCUUCUGGAAUGAUGUGUGUGAGUGUGUGAGGGGAGCGUGUUGUGAUGCGUCCGACCAUAUCUACAGCCUCCGGGGAAGCCUCUGAACCUUGUAGAUAUUUAUAUUCAUAUUUAUAUUCCAAUCCUAUAGCAGGCUCUGCUGAGACUCCAGCUUCAGCCACAUUCAGAGGACACACACUCGCAGGACCAGGCUCACUUCUCUGAUCUCAUACAUUUGCUAACUCUCUCUAUAUAUAUAUAUAUGGAGAGGAAGUGUGUGUGUGUGUGGUGUUUCAACCUCCCUCUGCAAAAAGGCACCCUUAAACCUGGUAGAAGACACGACAGACACCGUCCAUGUUCUCAGCCCGACACGGCUGACUCCGGUGUCGCCCCCCCCCUCCUCCUCCGCAGGCCCCCCAGUGAGAUGAGGCGUGGUGUGGGGGAGAGGGGGUGGGGGAGGAGGAGGUGUUACCAGCCGUCCGCUGGAGCAGCGAUGAUUGCGAUUGAUCCACACGGGAAUCCGCGACGACUGUUAGUGUGCCUGCUCCAUGAAAGGAGAACAGACCCUUUCUGGAACCAGAGGCCGUUUGAAAAACAUGGACAUGCUGCUUUUCUAGCGUUCUUUUCUUUCUUUUUGUUUUUUUGCCCCCCCCCCCCCCCCCCGAUGCUGAUGUCCUACUUUUUUUUUUCCUUUGAGCAUUUGUUACUUUGUUUCUUUUUCUAUGGUUUUUGAGAUCUAUCUGCAGGACAGGAAGUGGUUUGGCAGAGACGACGUUCUCCCCAGACAGGUGUAGGAAUGUGCUACCAUGAGCAUCUUUUAAAUGUGAAUAAAAAAACCAAACGAACCAAACCAAA